Molecule: messenger RNA, 771 nt
Organism: Desarmillaria tabescens
Lineage: Eukaryota; Fungi; Basidiomycota; Agaricomycetes; Agaricales; Physalacriaceae
Exons: 3
Coding region: 1-771 (256 amino acids)
Molecular function (GO): protein binding
Source: RefSeq, a predicted model, not a curated record
AUGUCCCUCUCAUCAUCCACCGCCAUAUAUGCAGUUGAUGUUCCCGGAGACGAAAGUGACUAUGAAGAAGAGACUAUUUCAUCGGAGGCUUCACAGGAAUAUAUGCCGUCGGUUGCUCCUCUCCAACCUGACCAUUAUUGGGAGAACGUAGUCUUUCAGGUAGAGAAUGCAUUCUUCAAAGUCCCCACGUACCACUUCGUAACGCAAUCCGAGGUCUUCGCUGACAUGCUGUCGCUCCCGCAAGGGCAGGUAGCAGCGACGGAAGGGCAGAGCAGAGAAAACCCGAUCGUCCUUCCCAUUACGGAGCAGGACUUCCGAAGGCUACUCCGCGCCUUGUAUCCAUUAGAGGCGCCCAGAUCGCCGACGUUCAGCAAGGAAGAAUUAGUCUCGUUGUUAAAGCUAUCAAAACUGUGGGCUAUGAAGCGCGUCCGGGAGUAUGCCGUUGAGAAGAUCACUGAGAUACUGUACUCGAUUGAUGCCACUGAGCGCAUCAUUUUGGCAAGAGAGUAUUCGGUUGAAACGUGGUUACGCUCUGGGUAUCUCACGUUGGCGACGCGCUAUCCAGUCGUGAGUAUAGAAGAUGCCAAAUUGAUAGGGUGGGAGACGGCGCUGUUGCUGGAGCAUGUCCGAGAAGAGGCAUACGCCUCAUUGGGCGGCAGUCGAAUGGGUAGGGGCUCCCUGUCAGAAAAUCAAGUCCAGAGUGGGGUGGAAAACAAGUUCAGGGAGGAGUUCCGAGAUAUUAGGAUGUCAGAAGCGGCGUACAGAGUGUAG